Epinephelus fuscoguttatus (brown-marbled grouper) is the source of this 4272-nucleotide messenger RNA. RefSeq names its product histidine-rich glycoprotein-like. NCBI's taxonomy places the organism in Eukaryota, Metazoa, Chordata, Actinopteri, Perciformes, Serranidae. The record is from RefSeq and is a predicted model, not a curated record. The transcript has 2 exons. Bases 46 to 1209 code for a protein of 387 amino acids.
AUGAAACAACAUGACAUGAAACAACACCACAUGAAAUAACACCACAUGAAAAAACAUGACAUGAAACAACACCACAUGAAACAAUGUGACAUGAAACAACGUGACAUGGAAUAUGACAUGAAACAAUACCACAUGAAACAACAUGACAUGAAACAACACCACAUGAAACAAUGUGACAUGGAAUAUGACAUGAAACAACAUGGCAUGAAACAACAUGGCAUGAAACAACAUAAUAUGAAACAGUGUCACAUGAAACAACAUGACAUCAAACAACACCACAUGAAACAACAUGACAUGAAACAACAUGGCAUGAAACAACAUAAUAUGAAACAGCAUGACAUGAAACAACACCACAUGAAACAACAUGACAUGAAACAACACCACAUGAAACAACAUGACAUGAAACAGUGCCACAUGAAACAACAUGACAUGAAACAACACCAUAUGAAACAACAUGACAUGGAACAACACCACAUGAAACAACAUGACAUGAAACAACGUGACAUGAAACAGUGCCACAUGAAACAACACCACAUGAAACAAUGUGACAUGGAAUAUGACAUGAAACAACAUGACAUGAAACAACAUGGCAUGAAACAACAUGAUAUGAAACAGUGCCACAUGAAACAACACCACAUGAAACAAUGUGACAUGGAAUAUGACAUGAAACAACAUGACAUGAAACAACAUGGCAUGAAACAACAUAAUAUGAAACAGUGCCACAUGAAACAACAUGACAUGAAACAACAUGACAUGAAACAACACCACAUGAAACAACAUGACAUGAAACAGUGCCACAUGAAACAACAUGACAUGAAACAACACCACAUGAAACAACAUGACAUGAAACAACGUGACAUGAAACAGUGCCACAUGAAACAACACCACAUGAAACAAUGUGACAUGGAAUAUGACAUGAAACAACAUGACAUGAAACAACAUGAUAUGAAACAGUGCCACAUGAAACAACACCACAUGAAACAAUGUGACAUGGAAUAUGACAUGAAACAACAUGGCAUGAAACAACAUAAUAUGAAACAGUGCCACAUGAAACAACAUGACAUCAAACAGUGCCACAUGAAACAACAUGACAUGAAACAGUGCCACAUGAAACAACAUGACAUGAAACAACACCACAUGAAACAACAUGACAUGAAACAGUGCCACAUGAAACAACAUGACAUGAAAACACCAUAUGAAACAACAUGACAUGGAACAACAGCACAUGAAACAACAUGACAUGAAACAACAUGACAUGAAACAACGUGACAUGGAAUAUGACAUGAAACAACAUGAUAUGAAACAGUGCCACAUGAAACAACACCACAUGAAACAAUGUGACAUGGAAUAUGACAUGAAACAACAUGACAUGAAACAACAUAAUAUGAAACAGUGCCACAUGAAACAACAUGACAUCAAACAACACCACAUGAAACAACAUGACAUGAAACAACACCACAUGAAAUAACAUGACAUGAAACAACGUGACAUGGAAUAUGACAUGAAACAACAUGAUAUGAAACAGUGCCACAUGAAACAACACCAUAUGAAACAACAUGACAUGGAACAACACCACAUGAAACAACAUGACAUGAAACAACGUGACAUGGAAUAUGACAUGAAACAACAUGAUAUGAAACAGUGCCACAUGAAACAACAUGACAUGAAACAACACCACAUGAAACAAUGUGACAUGGAAUAUGACAUGAAACAACACCACAUGAAACAACAUGACAUGAAACAACACCACAUGAAACAACAUGACAUGAAACAACAUGACAUGAAACAACACCACAUGAAACAAUGUGACAUGAAACAGUGCCACAUGAAACAACAUGACAUGAAACAACAUGAUAUGAAACAGUGCCACAUGAAACAACAUGACAUGAAACAACAUGACAUGAAACAACAUGAUAUGAAACAGUGCCACAUGAAACAACAUGACAUGAAACAACAUGAUAUGAAACAGUGCCACAUGAAACAACACCAUAUGAAACAACAUGACAUGGAACAACACCACAUGAAACAACAUGACAUGAAACAACGUGACAUGGAAUAUGACAUGAAACAACAUGAUAUGAAACAGUGCCACAUGAAACAACACCACAUGAAACAACAUGACAUGGAAUAACACCACAUGAAACAACAUGACAUGAAACAACAUGAUAUGAAACAACAUGACAUGAAACAACAUGACAUGAAACAACAUGAUAUGAAACAACACCACAUGAAACAACAUGACAUGAAACAACAUGAUAUGAAACAACAUGACAUGAAACAACAUGAUAUGAAACAGUGCCACAUGAAACAACGCUACAUGAAACAACAUGACAUGAAUCAACAUGAUAUGAAACAACGCCACAUGAAACAACACCACAUGAAACAACAUGACAUGAAUCAACAUGAUAUGAAACAACAUGAUAUGAAACAACACCACAUGAAACAUCAGGGGUCCGCUUCACAAAGCAGGUUCAACAAACUCUGAGUCUAAUCCUGAACUCUGAGUUGAUCUACUCUGAGAUAGGAAACUCUGAGUUUCCAGUUCCAGAACAGCUGAUUUGAAUCAGUUUAAUCAACUCGGAGUAGUUUCACUUGGAGUUAAGCGCGUGCACCACAACUAUAAAAAGCCAGCGUCAAUGGAGCCCCGAUUCGGGGCAACGCGGAAGAGAGCUGCGUUUUUCACCCCACUAGAAUUAGAAAUCUUAAUGCGCUCAUACUGUGAGUUUGAACACGUUUUCAAAAAGAAGUGCAACACCGCUGCAGCUGCAAAAGAGAGGGAGACGGUGUGGGAGAACAUUGCUGCUCGGGUCUUGAAUGGUAGCCUAUUAAUUUAUUUCAUUUAGGUGCAAUCCCGCGGGGGAGAGGCGCACUUGGCAGCAGUUUAGGAUGAAAUGUAAACACAUUGUUCAAACAGGUAAGACCUUGGCAUAAUAUCAUGGGGGUGCCUCAUUUUGAUCAUGUUUUACAUUGUAAAGUAAAUAUUAAGUGGCUGUUUGACUGUGCAGUUGUUUUAUCCCCAACAUAAUGCUGUUUUCACACACAUAAAUGUCUUCUCAUCUAUAUCAUGUUCUGUUAAAUAAUUAAGCCUAUUUAAACUAACACAGACUUCUACUCAGCCAACAGAAAGAAGGCAGAUGCCGUAAAACCAGCACACUUUUCUGACCGCCCUGCACACAGUUGCUUUACUCAAGUGCUCAGCAUCUCCGACAUUGUACAAAAAACUUCCAUUUGCAAAGAAACGCAGCGCAACACACAAUAUCUGCUGGGAUGUGAGAGCAUGACUAUGAUUGGUAAUGUUGCAAAUGUAAGGACGGAUUAGGUUGUGUGUGUAGAUGAUGGACUGUGACGUGAAACGGUACAGCUCAAAAAGAUAAUUGUGUGGAAAUGCUAGAACAUCUAUGCGCAGUCUGAUAACCAUCUCCCGACAAAUAUUUAAUUCUCUGCGCAGUAAUGCUGCACCUUCAUCCACGGGAUCGUUAUCAAAAGGACAUGCCAUGUUAGUGAAAAAAGUCGCCACCUACUGUGCCUGAUGGACUUCUAAUAUACUGACUCUGAUUUCUUUAAUGAUUUUUAAAUGACAGAUGGCAGAACUAGGCUACGCCAAAACUCGCCUGCUGACUGACUGAAUGAGGAAAUCAAAUGGAGUGUGUGGCUCUGAAAGAGGGCGGAGACAGAGAGAAACUCGAGGCUCAUUGAGAAAAACCUGGUCCCGACCAGGUUAGGUUCAUAGAGUCUGUUACUACGGUAACUGACCGAGAGCUUAAGUUACCUCUCUCUCUGAAACAGGCUAGAGUUACCCCUCUUUCUCUGGUUUGAGUUACCUCCCUUUCUGAAACGGAAUACUCAGAGUUUCCCUCAUUUCAAGGUUAACAGACUCUGAGUUUUCACUAAACCUGCUUUGUGAAACGGACCCCAGGAUAUGAAACAACAUGACAUGAAACAACAUGAUAUGAAACAACACCACAUGAAACAUCAGGAUAUGAAACAACUCUGACACGUCGACUCUGAUUGUUUAACAUGAAAACUGUUGGCGCUGACGUCGAUCAAUAAGCACCUGAGAGACAAAGUUAGGAUCUGUCCAUGUGCCUCCUUCACCAUCAUCAUCAUCAUCAUCGGAGCCCUGUUUAUCUCUGUUCCUACUCCCCAAAACAUGACACCCGCUCUAAAGCUCUCGUUACUCUGUGCCCCCUCCACGCCCCCGUCCCCCCUCCUCCAAUACACACCAAUGAAAUCCAACAAAUCCAAAACAUUUUCCAGUUUCACGCUGACGGG